CUCUCACUAAACUUCGCCAAAAAGAGGCAGAUCAAAAGCUGUUUUGCAUACUGACUUAGUGGCUUAUUCAACACAUCUGUUUUUCAAUAUUUACCUUCGUAUAGCAUACAAAACUUAAAGUUAUCUCCCACGCUAAGAUGUCUCUGAAUUGACAUCACGGUUAUUAGGGCAGUUCAUAGUUCUGUCACUGAUGAUUGAUAAAACACUUCUUACCACAAAAUUUUUUCUGCGACUCAUUUAAAAAAAAAUAUGUUGACAUAAUUCACUAUUUACUUACCUUUAUUUUAUCAUGGAUGGAAUAAAAAGAGUGCUUGUAACAGGAGCAGCAGGGAACAUUGGAUAUGCUAUCAUUCCUCUUAUAGCGAGUGGACAGCUUUUGGGUCCUGAUCAGCCUAUCAUUUUGCAUCUUCUCGAGAUCCCUCCCUGUAAGGAAAGGCUUGAAGGGGUUAGAAUGGAGAUUGAGGAUUGCUGCUUUCCUCUUUUAAAAGGCAUCGUUGCUACAACUGACUCCAAGGAGGCGUUCACUGAUAUCGACAUUGCCAUUUUGGUGGGUUCUGUGCCGCGUACGGCAGGAAUGGAGAGAAAGGAGUUGCUGUCCAAAAAUGGCACGAUUUUUAGGGAACAAGGCACUCUUUUGAAUCAAUAUAGCAAAAAAAAUGUCAAAGUUGCCGUGAUUGGCAACCCGGCGAACACAAAUGCCUUGAUUGCUCAGGCCUACGCCCCCAACAUUCCGAAGGAGAAUUUUACGGCUAUGACACGUCUCGACCAUAAUCGUGCAUGCGCUUUACUGGCUUCCAAAACUGGAACGAGCUAUUCCAAUGUGAAAAACGUGAUUAUUUGGGGAAACCAUUCGUCCACUCAAUAUCCGGAUGUUAGACAUGCAGUCGUGAACGGAAAGAAUGCCAUUGAGGCUAUCAACGACGACACCUGGCUGAAAAAUGAAUUCAUCUCAUGCAUUCAACAACGAGGAGCUACUAUUAUCAAGGCGCGUGGGAUGUCCUCUGCGUUCUCUGCAGCGGUUGCAGCGGUCAAUCACGUUCAUGACUGGAUAUUGGGCACUCCUGAAGGGAAAUGGACGUCAAUGGGUGUGUCGAGUGAUGGAAGCUACGGCAUUCCAGUAGGUGUGAUUUACUCUUAUCCAGUUAUCUGCAAGUAUGGAAAGUACGAAAUUGUGCAAAACUUAAAGAUAGAUGAAUAUUCGAGGGCCUUGAUGGACAAGACCUAUGAAGAGCUUCUUUCAGAAAAAACCGAAGCUUAUAGCUUCCUUGGUUUAAGUGCUUAAAACUACUCCGAAUAUUUAGCUUUAGUCUAGGUAAAAGAAGGAUGCUGAUGUCUUUGCCUCUUA
This is a messenger RNA of Schistocerca gregaria, 1345 nucleotides long. RefSeq lists its product as uncharacterized. NCBI's taxonomy places the organism in Eukaryota, Metazoa, Arthropoda, Insecta, Orthoptera, Acrididae. The record is from RefSeq and is a predicted model, not a curated record. The transcript is spliced from 3 exons. Gene Ontology annotation, molecular function: L-malate dehydrogenase (NAD+) activity. Gene Ontology annotation, biological process: malate metabolic process; oxaloacetate metabolic process; tricarboxylic acid cycle. Bases 290 to 1282 code for a protein of 330 amino acids.